ACCACGCAUUAACAGGAGAAGUUCAUUAAAAAAAAAACCUAAAAUGUUCAAGUUUUUCGCUUUCGUACUUAUGGUUCUUGCUUCUGUCGCCAAUGCCGAGCCUAAGCCUAAACCCAGCGUGCUCGCGUACUCAGCGCCGGUGCUCCCUAUCGCGCCCUCAGCUGCCAUUUACACCCGGGAGUACCAUGGAAACUUUGCUGGGCCCUAUGUUGCUGCACCCUACAUAGCCGCAGCUGCCCCAGCUCCGUACGUCGCCUCGCCAUAUGUAGCCUCACCAUAUUUCGCGGCGCCUUACGCUCCUGCUUACACUGCACCGCUGCUGUUGAAGAAGUGAAUGCUGUGAAGUUUUGUAGUGAACUAAGAUAACUUUUAUUAAAAUGAUAACGAUAG
Anastrepha obliqua is the source of this 390-nucleotide messenger RNA. RefSeq lists its product as uncharacterized. The transcript has a single exon. Bases 44 to 334 code for a protein of 96 amino acids. The record is from RefSeq and is a predicted model, not a curated record. NCBI's taxonomy places the organism in Eukaryota, Metazoa, Arthropoda, Insecta, Diptera, Tephritidae.